UCACUACUUUAUAUCUAGAACAGCAUGUCCAGGCAUAGAUUUGUCAGGAAUAUUGACCUCAAUGAUGAGCUCGAUGACGGUGACGAGGAAGUCGGCAUGUCCGCCGAGGAGACAGCCCAAAUGAACAGGGCUGUGAGUGUCGCUCGUAACCUCCUCAAAGACGUCACGCCUCCGAUAUCCGACAAUGAAAUCGCCGAUUCCGUAUGGCACUACUGGUUUGACGGCGAAAAAGCUGCUGCCUGGUUGAGACAGGAUAGAGAGAAGAAAGGCGAAGCUCCGCCUUCAUAUCUCGAACCUACACCGCUACAACAACCUAGACAUCGCCCGAAAAUCUUGGUUCCACCUUCCCAACCCACUCAAGCCCAGGAAGACAUCCAGCCGCCUCUUACAGCCCUUCAACGGCUUACUCUCUCUCGCCGGCAGGGUUCUCCAGCAUCUCCCGCUCCCUCGUCAUCUGUAGGAGAAAAGCCUAUGUCAAAAUUGGCGUUGCUUGCACAAAAGAGAAGAGAAGCGGCAGCAGCUGCUACGACUACUUCUGAAACCAUCCAGUCUGGAAUUGUAUCACCUCAAACGUCUCGUCAACCUUCUGCCUCUGGUACGCAACCAAGCAGCGGAACGCAGUCCCCAUCCCAGUUGGAGAAGAAGCCACUAUCCAAACUCGCCCAGAAGAUGGCUGCUGCUAGAGCUGCGAGGGAGGAAGCUGCUGCGGCUGCCAAGUCCAGCAAAUUAGAGAAGAACAGCGUAGGGGACCAGAUGGAGGGGGAUGAGCCUCUGCCCAGUCUUUCUUCUCCUGCAGACCCCAUGUUAUCUUUAUUCUCCCCGCCAGCAACGUCCCCCAAGCCCAAGUUGAAACCUACUCACCCAUCACCAUUUUUUUCAAUCAUUACAUCAACUUCUUCCCAAGGCGGGGCGCCAGGGCCGGCUAAGGACCACUUGCCGCCUGAGCCUACCAGUGCCAAUCUUCACGCACCUCUCAUCACCGAUGUGGACGUCCUUGUAAAACAAUUUGAGCAGGCUUUCGCAGAGUCACCGGAUGAGAUUGUGCUUCGCAAGAGGCAAGGAAGGGCCGGGACUGCAGAUAUGGUAACUGCUGUGAAGAAGCAGGCAACCGGAACGGGAAUCAAGCCAAAGGUGAAAUGAAUGGGGGAGAGAAAGAAUCAAAGAAGAACGAAUCAAAGAUGCUGGAGAUGUACUGUUCUAUACUAUUGUUACACCAAAUUUCUUAUCUUUUUAUUUUAUUCCCCCCGCCAAAGCCAAGGCUGCACAAACAGCCAAAUCUGCAUCUCUCCCCGGUAAACCCCGAGUGCAACAAGUAGCAAACCAAAAAUCAAAACUCGCUGUUUCUCAACCCAACUCACCAUCGACAAGUGCUAGCAAGUCGACGAGCAAGUCUGGUUCUGCCUCCAGCACACCCAGGACACUUGGGAAGAGUAAUCUGUCAACUGAUCUGGAGGGCUUGCACUUGAACGAAGAAAUGGACGAGGCUGAAAGAGAACGAGAGAAAGAGAAAUUCAAGGAGAGGCAGGUGUUGAGUAUGAAGCAGGAAGAGUUGAUCGCCAAAGCCAAGGAGGAAGAGGAAAAGUCGGGGAAGAAGAAUGUCAGCUUGAUUGUUGUCGGCCACGUCGAUGCCGGUAAAUCGACGUUGAUGGGUCGAGUACUCUACGACAUUGGUGAACUUUCUGAGAAGGAGAAGAUCGCCAAUGAACGAGGUAGUAAGAAACUCGGUAAAGGUUCCUUCGCUUUUGCAUGGGGUCUCGAUGCUUUAGGCGAUGAACGUGAUCGUGGUGUAACCAUCGACAUCGCCACCACACAUUUCGUAACACCUCAUCGUAACUUCACCUUGCUUGAUGCGCCCGGGCACAGAGACUUUAUUCCUGCGAUGAUCAGUGGUGCGGCCCAAGCCGAUGUGGCAUUGUUGGUCAUUGACGGUUCACCAGGAGAGUUUGAGGCAGGCUUUGAGAGGGGCGGGCAGACACGAGAGCACGCGUGGCUAGUACGGAGUUUAGGAGUGAAGGAGAUCAUUGUGGGGGUGAACAAAAUGGAUUUGGUUUCGUGGUCUCAAGAUAGAUAUGAAGAGAUAGUGGAAUCACUCAAGCCCUUCCUUCUUUCUGCUGGAUUCAACUCUACCAAAACGACCUUCUUGCCACUUGCCGCGAUGGAAGGUAUCAACAUCCUCGAUAAUGACCAACCAGAGCUUAAAAAGUGGUAUUCUGGCCCGGCUCUUAUUGAUGCCCUUGACGACGUAGAAGUUCCCACUAGGCCAUAUGACAGCCCGUUGAGGAUACCGUUAUCAAACGUGUUCAAGGGUCAGACUGCCAUCGCAAGUGGAGUAGCCGUGUCAGGAAGGUUGUGCAGCGGUGUGGUGCAGGUUGGAGACAGGUUAAGAGCCGUGCCGGGCGAUGAAGUUGCCAAUGUUCGAACUAUUGAAGUAGACGACGACUCUGCGCCCUACGCUGUAGCUGGUCAAAACGUCACGCUUUACCUUUCCAACAUUGAUCCCAUCAACCUGUCUAUCGGUACUGUUCUUUGCCCUACUUCUAUUCCAGUUCCUCUUGUCACCAAAUUUACCGCUCAGAUCCUCGUUUUUGACCUUCAAAGCCCCAUCAUUGCCGGUACCCCGGUGGAGCUUUUCCAUCAUUCCAUGAACCUUCCUGCUACUAUUAGCAAACUCGUUUCGAUUUUGGAGAAGGGACAAGUGGUGAAGGAACGUCCCAGAGUCCUUCAGAAGGGUACUACAGCGAUGGUUGAAUUGAGUUUGAGGCCGAGCAGUUCCGGCAAGAUUUCUAGCAUACCACUGGAGACUGCGACGGACAACAAGGAGAUGGGAAGGGUGUUGAUCCGAAGAAAUGGAGAAACUAUUGCUGCUGGUAUGGUCAUGGAGCUUCUCGGUUAAAUAUGCAUAACAAGAUUAGAUAAAC
Cryptococcus deneoformans JEC21 is the source of this 2918-nucleotide messenger RNA. RefSeq lists its product as hypothetical. The transcript is spliced from 8 exons. Gene Ontology annotation, molecular function: GTP binding; GTPase activity. Gene Ontology annotation, biological process: translation. Lineage: Eukaryota; Fungi; Basidiomycota; Tremellomycetes; Tremellales; Cryptococcaceae. The record is from RefSeq and is a predicted model, not a curated record. The coding region runs from base 25 to 1140 and encodes 371 amino acids.